Ixodes scapularis (black-legged tick) is the source of this 2064-nucleotide messenger RNA. Its product is annotated as RNA-binding protein 28. The transcript has a single exon. The coding region runs from base 59 to 2047 and encodes 662 amino acids. Gene Ontology annotation, molecular function: RNA binding. NCBI's taxonomy places the organism in Eukaryota, Metazoa, Arthropoda, Arachnida, Ixodida, Ixodidae. The record is from RefSeq and is a predicted model, not a curated record.
CUGAGAAACUAGGAAGCCAUACCACCAUCGCAACUACGACCACCACCACCAAUUUAAAAUGGCGGCUCCCAGUGUGGAAAAGCCUAGCACGCUGCUUGUAAAGAAUUUACCCCCGGACACUAAAGAAUCCAAACUCGAAGAGAUUUUCGGCGACAUCGGACCACUGAAGAGAUGCUUCAUCGUUCGAGACAAGUCGGACAAGGCCGAAUGCAAGGGCGUAGCGUACGUGACAUACGCCAGCGCCGUCGACGCCGACGCCGCGUUGACACAAAAAUUCAAGCUGGGCGGAAACCUGCUCCACGUGAAACUAGCCGCUUCCAAACCCCUGCGUGGCUCGGCUGCGGCCCAGAAAGCGGAACCCAGGCCGAGAGCAACCAAGGAAGAGAGACUCGCCAGGAAAAAACGUAAGCCACGUCUCAUUGUUCGCAACUUGUCGUUCAAAGCCAACGAAACAGUGCUGCGCGACUGUUUCGGCAAGUACGGCGACCUUGUUGAGGUAAGCAUUCCCAAGAAACCCGACGGAAAGAUGCGCGGCUUCGCAUUCGUCCAAUUUGCAGAGACCAAGAGUGCGAUCAAAGCCAUCAACGGUCUGAAUGCAAGUAACAUAAGUGGCCGUCCCGUGGCCGUCGACUUCUGCCUUCCCAAAGCCACGUACCAGAAUGCCACGCAGGGCCAAGCUUCGGCGAGUAAAGCUGAACAAAGCAACAACGACGAAGACACUGACGGUUCUGCUGACGAGACUAGCGUUGUUUCCGAGACGUCUGCACACGAAGACUCGGCUUCGGAUUUGGACGACCAAGGUGACAACACCGACCAAGACAUGGACGAUGAGCAAAGCGAGGAAGAGGAUGGUAGUGAUGAAGAGGAUGAAGAUGACGAUGAGCUCCACCUUAAACGGAAGUCCCAGCCGGGUGACACGAAGAACACCCUCUUCAUCCGCAACAUUUCGUUUGAGACGACGCAGGAAAGCCUCGACUCCCUCAUGAAGCAGUUUGGGCCCUGCAAGUACUGCCUCCUCUGUACGGAUCCGGUCACCGAGCACUCGAAAGGAAGUGCCUUCGUGCGCUAUGUCAAGGACGCCAGCGUCGAACGCUGCCUCCAAGCGGCGCAGUCCAGCGCAGGCCUGAUGCUGGACGGUCGCCGCUUGAGCGUCGCCAGGGCCCUCUCCCGCGAAGAGCUGGACGCCAAACAAGAAUCGGAAAAGAAGCAGAAGAAAGACCGCCGCAACCUCUUCCUGGCGCGCGAAGGACUCGUGCGGCCCGGCACGGAAGCUGCGCACGGGGUCUCCCCGCAGGACAUGACCAAGAGGGCAAAGCUUCAGUCCCGCAAGCGCAAGCUUCUCCAAAACCUGCACUACUUUGUGUCGCAGACCCGCCUGUGCGUCCACAACCUGCCGCCCUCAGUUGACGAUCGGAAGCUGCGCGCCCUGUUCCUCCAGAACGCUCCCAAGGGUGCACGAAUCACUGAGGCCCGCGUGAUGCGCAACCUGAAGACGCCCAGUGCAGAGUCACGCGGCUACGGCUUCGUUACGUUUGGCCGACACGAAGACGCGCUCGAGGCUCUGCGGAGGCUCAACAACAACCCAGAAACCUUCGGCCCCAAGAAGAGGCCUAUCGUCGAGUUCUGUCUCGAGAACAAGGCUGCUCUGGUCGCCAAGGAACGACGUCUGCAACGCAGCAAGCAAAAGAUCAAGGAGGCGGAGGAGAUGGAUCAGUCAGGUUCCAUGUCGGCUACGGAUGCGGCUGUUCCGAACGAGAAGCGGGCACCAUUCAUGGGAGCUGCGGCCAAUCGUAACAUGAAGGGCCUUCCGACGCAUUCGGGGGCCAAGGUGCGCACUAAGAAAGGGCGAGCGGGAAGGCAAAUGCAGAAACAGUUACAGGCGAAAGAGAAGAAGGGAAAACGGAAACAAAAGCAAAAGAAGGGGUUAGGUCCUGUUGGGGGUGUUCGUGGGGAAAAGGACACCUUCGGUGCGAUGGUUGAAAAGCACAGGCAGAAACAGAUGAAACGGGCUGCUGUUGAGGGUCGUAACAAAUGGUUCAACGAAUAAAGUCCCUUACCAUUCUA